This is a messenger RNA of Strigops habroptila (Kakapo), 3669 nucleotides long. RefSeq names its product SSU72 homolog, RNA polymerase II CTD phosphatase (gene SSU72). Gene Ontology annotation, biological process: termination of RNA polymerase II transcription. Bases 295 to 879 code for a protein of 194 amino acids. The transcript is spliced from 5 exons. Gene Ontology annotation, cellular component: nucleus; mRNA cleavage and polyadenylation specificity factor complex. NCBI's taxonomy places the organism in Eukaryota, Metazoa, Chordata, Aves, Psittaciformes, Psittacidae. The record is from RefSeq and is a predicted model, not a curated record. Gene Ontology annotation, molecular function: RNA polymerase II CTD heptapeptide repeat phosphatase activity.
GCCCAUCGCCGCUGGGCACAGAGGGAUGCGAAACUGGUUGCGCAAAGGAUCGGGGCCGCUCCGGAGGCGACACCCGCCUCCAGCCGGCCCCGCCCCGCCUCUCGCUCGGGGCGGCGGCGGCCCCCGCCCCUGACGCCCGCUCCGCGGUUGGCCGCGGCGGGGCGGCGCGGCCCUGGUGACACGUCCCGGCACCGCCCGCCGCCGCGCUCUCGACGCCAUUUUGUGCGAGCCGCGGCCGGGGCCGAGAGGGUUUGGGAGCCGCAGGGAGGGAGCUGGGCUCUUCCCUGCGCCGCCAUGCCUUCCUCGCCGCUCCGCGUGGCCGUGGUGUGCUCCAGCAACCAGAAUCGUAGCAUGGAGGCGCACAACAUCCUCAGCAAACGAGGAUUCAGUGUCCGAUCCUUUGGAACAGGGACUCAUGUGAAACUGCCAGGACCAGCACCGGACAAGCCAAAUGUUUAUGAUUUCAAAACAACAUAUGAUCAGAUGUACAAUGAUCUGCUUAGGAAAGACAAAGAACUAUACACACAGAAUGGGAUUUUACACAUGUUGGACAGAAAUAAGAGAAUCAAGCCACGACCAGAAAGAUUCCAGAACUGCAAAGAUGUUUUUGAUUUGAUCCUAACGUGUGAAGAAAGAGUCUAUGAUCAAGUAGUAGAAGAUUUAAAUUCCAGAGAGCAGGAGACAUGUCAGCCAGUACAUGUGAUCAAUGUGGACAUUCAGGAUAACCAUGAGGAGGCAACGCUGGGUGCAUUCCUUAUCUGUGAGCUCUGCCAGUGUAUACAGCACACAGAAGACAUGGAAAAUGAAAUAGAUGAGCUGUUACAGGAAUUUGAAGAGAAAAGUGGAAGGACUUUUCUUCAUACUGUCUGCUUUUAUUAAAGCACGUCUGUCUAUUAGGCCUUAAUAGAAAUGAGGGAAGCAUGUGUUUCAAGUUCUGACUAUACUGUAUUUUCCUGGAAAAUGAAUAUUGUUCUUUUUGGUUUAAAAACUCCUUUUCAGUGUCUUUUUGUUUUGUUUCAGGUAUUCUGUCACAGGGAGGCAGAGAUACUGGUUGGCGUUGUACAUAUGAGAUGAUUAAAAAGUAUACGCAAAGGCCGCCUAUUUAAAAAUGCAAAUCAAGUUUUUCUUUAAAUCCUACUUCAGUUAUUACAAGUAGGGUUUUAAUUAUAAAGAGAAUGUUCCUUGAAUAUAAGUUUAUAAUGGAUUUUUCCAGCUUACAAAUUUCUUUUAUUUCAGUUGUGCUUUUCUGGUUUUUAUUUGAAUGUGACAGAAUGGCUGAACUCCGUGAGGAUCUGAAUGGAACAAUAUAAAAAUGAGUAUCUGUAUAUUAUUAAAGUUGGAAGCAUCCAAUAAAACUGAAAACCCUGGAAGUUUGUCUAUUUUCAAAGCAGCAGCUAAGUGUGACUGUUGUCUGGGAGGUAAAACACACAGUAGCUGAAAUAGCAUAAGAAUAUUUGUUCCCGGUGUCUUGGUAGUGACAACAGGAAGAUCUUGAUGGGAUUCAAAAGACCCAAACUGCAUCCUGUGUUCAGAGAGGCUGUGGAUUUGGGCAGCUCCUAAUGAUUUCUGAUCCUGUGUUGAACCAAAGUGAGCUGCUUUCUCUGCAUGAAUUUUAGGGCACUACCAGGAAAUCUUUUGGGGUCUUAAUCACUUUUGAAUUAUUGUGUGUGAAAUUAAUAAGACCGUGAGGCUGGAACUGUAGCAGUCACGGCCAGUUGCGUAAAUGUCUUCUAUAAGGAAGGGGGGGAGAAAUGACAAAUUCCACUGUCAAUAGAAAUAGUUUAAAGUGUUUUUUACUGAGUUAUCUUUUGAAUAGAAGCAUUUUCCUCCCAUACAGCAACAGUAAACGUGCUUGUCACAGCUCAAACUCGAGAAACUGAGUAUGUGUAUACAGAGCAAAAGGUCAGAUUUGUAUUUAGCUGAUGGAAGUUAAAAGUGAAAACAAACCAAAUCAUUAGACAUUCAAAAUGUGAAUGUUAAUAUGUUACUGCUUACAGGCAAGAGCAGAUCUUACAAGUUUUGUUAAAGGAAUGUGUAAACAACGUGGAGCAGAUGAGGUCUGGGUGCUCUUUAAUACUUGGAUAUGUGAGGACAACUUUUUAAAUAUGUUAAAAGUGAAGUAGCAUGAACUGGGCUUUGAGCUCCUGACUUCUCUCUUAUUCUGUCACAGGCCUGUGACAUCACAUGAAUCACUUAAUUUACCUUAACUUUAAUUGUUUUGCACAUGUAGGAAGUUAAUGUGAAGUAUUUUGCCUCGAUUUAGGGCAACGUUACCCAUCUAUGUGGACAACUGCUGCUGUGUAUGCAGUAAGUUAUAUGGCAAUGCUGCUUAACCUCUUGCAUUCACAUCUGUUAAAAGGCAUCUGCUUCACACCUGAAAUCUGAAGGUCUGUAUCUGAAAAUACUUCUUUGCAGUUGCAAAUCCUGAAGUCUGUUGAGUCAGGCCCCCAAAAAAACCUUAUAUGUCUCUCUGCCCCUGGGAUCUGGGGAUUGGCUGUGAUUUUGUCUGCCUUGGGGGAAAACUUAGACCUCUGCCAGCUCAGUCCGUGUCCUGGACAGUGUCCAAAUGGGUCGUUGCAUCAUACUUGGGUCCCAGGAAUGUUUAAUAUCCCUGAAUUACCUGUGCUGGUUUUCUUGUCUGUUAAAAAUACUUAAAGCAAAAAUUUGGUGUAGAGUGAAUGACUAGAAUAGAACAGUUAGGGGAUGGGGAGCUCAAGCAGCAGCUGGGAUAAGGUUUGCAGAGUUCAGGUUUUCUGGGUGGCUUGUCCUGUCCCAUUUCGUUUCUGGAGACUCUCUAUCUGAAGGAUUUCAUUCAGCCUCCUCUGCUUCUGCUCGUUUGUCUGAUAGCAUUGCUUGUUUCCAUGGGGAUAUUUACAGCCAAAGGAAGAAGAUGGUUCUGUAAGGACUGAACUGCUUUAGUCGAUCUCUUGAAAAAGAUAUUUCAAGCAAGAAUGAUACAGAGUAUUUUGAGCAGAGUUUUCCUUCCCUGUACAGUGUCAGUGCUGAAGUCUACUCUGUGCCAAGGUGAGAGUUAGAGUCUUUGAAAAUGUUUUCUGCUUUCAACUUAAUCCAUCCUAAACAGACCUCUUUGUUGUUAUUUUAUAGAAAUGCAGUACAAACCCAAACAGGAUGCUUUAACCUGUGUAUAUGGAGAUUUACAGCAGUGUCAUUUCUAUUGCAUAAACUUUAUACUUUCUACGUGUGUAAUUGGCAGAGGAUUCUGGUUGCUGUAGUGCCAAGUAUUCAUUAAUAGAACUUAAGUUCACUGCAUCUCCUCAAAUGAAAUGAGAAGUCUUGAUCUAAAACCAUGAUAUAACAUACAGGAUGUUACAGAAUUGUUCUUUCCAUCCUAAAUAUUCUGUUCAUAAGCAAAACCAAUGCUUUGAGCUGGUCACUUGUCAUUUUGUUUCUUUACCAGUGUGUGGGUGGGUGGAUGGAUGGAUCACUGACCUGGCUGGACAACCAAGUAUUCUGAAAGAUCUGCAGUCCAGUUCAAAGCAUUUCAAAUUGCUGUGAGCAAAACUGCUUCUUCACCUAAAGCUGUUGUUACUCUGCCACAUUACUUCUCAUUUAACUUACAGCUUAGUGAAAAAUGUAUGUAUUUAUAUAGUGGCUUUGUCUCUAUAGGCUUUGUUUGUAUUGAAAUCCACAAUGAAGCUCGGUUUAUAA